Messenger RNA from Gastrolobium bilobum, 1423 nucleotides. RefSeq names its product transcription factor UNE10-like. The record is from RefSeq and is a predicted model, not a curated record. Gene Ontology annotation, molecular function: protein dimerization activity. NCBI's taxonomy places the organism in Eukaryota, Viridiplantae, Streptophyta, Magnoliopsida, Fabales, Fabaceae. The transcript is spliced from 6 exons. Gene Ontology annotation, cellular component: nucleus. The coding region runs from base 67 to 1311 and encodes 414 amino acids.
CCCCCUCCCCAUCACAUGAACAAAGCAUAGCACAAUUUUAGCUAUAAACCUCCUUCAAUUUCUCAAAUGAAUCAGUGUGUUCCUAACUGGGAUUUGGAAGACAAUAGUCCCACAACAACAAGAGUCCCUCUUCUUUCAAACUCCAAUCACAUUUCCCUUCAUAUUCCCAUGUUGGACCAUGAAAAUGGGCGACUUUCCAUGCAUGGUUUAGGACCGCCGCCGAAGCUUCUUAAAGCCGGUAACACAGGAAACCCUACAACAUGGGACAAACCUCGUACAAGUGGCACCUUGGAGUCCAUAUUCAACCAACAUGUUGGUGUCGGUGUCGGUGUCGGUGGUGGUUGUGGGAACGAGUUGGUUCCGUGGCUUGAUUGCCGAAGUGCUACGGCGGCGACCGCCACCGCAAACGAGGUGACUACGGACGCCUUAGUGCCGUGCUCCAAUUGUAUGGAGGAGCAGAGCAAUAUGAAGCAGGCUAUGGAGAUGGGAAGGGUUGGCGCGUGCACGGCACGUGUGGGGUCAUGCAGUGGAGCUGCAACUAAAGAGUGCGACGGUUACCUCGUCGGAAAUCAAGCCGGGGCGGUGGCGCGUGUGGCUAUAUCGCAAGAAUUGAGUGGCUGCAGGGAUCGGAGUGUGAGUGGCAGUGCCACUAGCCACAUGGCCUUGUGUGUAGAUUCGCCGGAAAACACCACCAGCUCCGGCAGGCAGGGCACGAGGACCACCAACAACGACGGCCACGAUUCCAUUAGCCACCGUAGUUCACAGAGGGAGGCACGGGAUGAGGCUAACAAGACCAAAAGCAUAGAGAGAUGUUCAGUGUCCACAAAAAGAAACAGAGCUGCAGCUAUACACAACCAAUCUGAAAGGAAAAGGAGAGAUAAGAUAAACCAAAGAAUGAAGGAAUUGCAAAAGCUGGUCCCAAAUUCCAAUAAGACUGAUAAAGCUUCGAUGCUGGAUGAAGUGAUAGAAUAUCUGAAGCAAUUGCAAGCGCAAGUUCAAAUAAUGAAUUGGAUGAAAAUGUCCUUAAUGAUGCUGCCAAUUACCAUGCAACAACAACAACUUAAAAUGGCUAUGAUGGCUCAGAUGGGCAUUGGGAUGGGGAUGGGUAUGGGAAUGAACAACAUGAACAUUCCGGCAAUCCCUCCUGUCCUCCACCCUAAUCCCUUCAUGCCUAUGCCCUCAUGGGAUGCCUGCGGUGGCGAUCAAAUGCAAGGAGCACCAACCACGCCCACGACCAUGGAUGCACAGAGUAGGAUGGCUGCCAUGUAUCAGCAACUGCAUCCUCAUUCGGCUUCUAGUUCCAAGAACUAAGCUGCUACAUAUGUUCCACCCUUCUGACAACAAUUAGCUGUAAAAAUAGUGUGUAUAUUUAUUUUGAUGAGAAAUAUUGACGUGAAGAGCCAACAGCUUAAUAUAGUGACUU